This is a messenger RNA of Cyprinus carpio (common carp), 5467 nucleotides long. RefSeq names its product sema domain, immunoglobulin domain (Ig), short basic domain, secreted, (semaphorin) 3B (gene sema3b). Gene Ontology annotation, molecular function: semaphorin receptor binding; chemorepellent activity. The transcript has 22 exons. Bases 750 to 3122 code for a protein of 790 amino acids. Gene Ontology annotation, biological process: positive regulation of cell migration; semaphorin-plexin signaling pathway; negative regulation of axon extension involved in axon guidance. The record is from RefSeq and is a predicted model, not a curated record. Lineage: Eukaryota; Metazoa; Chordata; Actinopteri; Cypriniformes; Cyprinidae.
CAGUUUUAAUCCGUUUCCUGUGAGAAACAAAUGACAUUGUGUAUCUCUGUCUCCCAGCCCCAGAAAAACCCCGUUAAAUGAAAAAAGAACAGAAAGGAACGGGGGAGGAAAUGGAAGACAGUACUGCAUUGUGGCAUAUUCAACACUGAUGGUGUGAGGUCAUACUGUGUGAGAUAUGAGCUGCUGUGGGGAAUUCAGACACACUGACUGACCAACACUGUGGGCAGUGGAAGACACAAUCUCUCUCUCUCUCUGCCUUUCUCUCUCUUUCUGUAAGUCUCAGAGGAGCAUAAAGAGCUGUUCUAUCAGUUGGAGUAAAGAUGGAGGUCCCAUGAUUCAUCUCCUGUCAACUACUGUUGUCAUGUGUCAGCAAGAUGCAGUGCACAAAUGGAAAACAAAGGUUUACAUUAUACGCUGCUGACGACACCAGGUCUCCAUGACAGCUUAUGCGUGUGUGUGUUCUGGAGAGGCUGAGGAGAGUGUGUAUGAGCCUGUCGUUCCUCUGGAGUCUACGGGACCAUGGCACCUGUCAGGAACGGAUGAACUUCAGGCUUAAAGGACUCGCGGGGGAAAAAGAAAGAGAAAAAAGCUGAAAGAGUAAAAGCUUUCAGUGUAGAGAGGAAACUCCACAUUCACAGCAUCACUGUAACAACAAGCAGAACGACUGAGAGCCGUCACUGCAACAGCUGCCACAAAAACCAGCAUCCCAUUCAACCAUCUGUGUGGCAGCUGUCUGCGGUUUAUUGCUGAUGAGAAGUUCUGGUCCUCCUCAGAAGAUGAUGCCGAUGAUGAUGAUGAUGUGCUGCUCGCUGGUCCUGCUUGGGCUGAUUGGCCUCAGUGCUUCAUCCAGCGGAAGUUCAUCUUCCUCACCCCGGAUGAAGCUGUCUUAUAAAGAUCUCCAGCAGUUUAAUGGCAUUAAGCGGUUUGACUUGGAGCGCUCGUGUUGUUUCGGAGCUCUCCUAUUGGACGAGGAAAGGGGGCGGCUGUUUGUUGGAGCUCGCAACUUUCUGUUAUCUCUCAGUCUCGACAACAUCAGCAAACAGGAACAGAAGAUCUACUGGCCAGCGCCUGUUGAUUGGAGAGAAGAGUGCAACUGGGCCGGGAAAGACAUCAAUACGGACUGCGUAAACUAUGUGAAAGUGCUACACCACUACAAUCGGACUCACCUGUAUGCCUGUGGGACAGGGGCUUUCCACCCCACCUGUGCUUAUGUGGAGGUGGGACAGAAGAUAGAGGAUCAUGUGUUUAAAAUCGACCCCUCUAUGGUAGAAGAUGGAAAAGGAAAGAGUCCAUACGACCCACGCCACACAUCAGCAUCUGUUCUAAUUGGUGAUGAGCUUUAUGCAGGCGUGGCCACUGAUUUGAUGGGACGUGACUUUACAAUCUUUCGCAGCAUGGGACAACGGCCCUCCAUACGAACAGAACAGCACGAUUCUCGCUGGCUUAAUGAGCCCAAGUUUAUUGCGGCCUUUGGUGUUCCAGAGAGUGAGAAUCCUGACGAUGAUAAAGUCUUCUUCUUCUUCAGAGAAACUGCUGUAGAAGCUCAGGGAUUUGGGAAGGUUACAUAUUCCCGGAUUGGUCAGCUCUGCAGGAAUGAUAUGGGAGGACAGCGCAGUCUAGUAAAUAAGUGGACGACAUUUCUAAAGGCUCGUCUUGUGUGUUCUGUACCAGGCAAUGAUGGCACUGAAACACAUUUUGAUGAACUUAGGGAUGUGUUCCUGCUGCAGACCCGUGACCGAAAGAACCCGCUGAUCUACACCGUCUUCACCACCUCAAGUAGCGUAUUUCAAGGUUCUGCAGUCUGUCUCUACACCAUGAAUGACAUUCGCCGGGCAUUUUUAGGACCUUUUGCCCAUAAAGAGGGACCCAAUUAUCAGUGGGUUCCGUUCCAGGGUAAAGUGCCGUACCCACGGCCAGGCAUGUGUCCCAGUAAAACGUUUGGGAGUUUUGAGUCCACUAAAGGUUUCCCUGAUAACGUAAUCCAGUUUGCAAGGCACCAUCCAUUAAUGUUUAAUCCAGUCACUCCACUGGGAGGCCGGCCUCUGUUCCUACGUACUGGAAUACCAUACACCUUCACUCAGAUUACUGCAGACCGCGUCAACGCAGCUGAUGGACACUACGAUGUAAUGUUCAUCGGCACAGAUGUCGGCUCAGUGCUGAAGGUGAUCUCUGUGCCCAAAGGAAGCUGGAGUAACACAGAGCUUCUGCUAGAAGAGCUUCAGGUCUUUAAGGAUUCAUCAUCUAUUACCAGUAUGCAGAUUUCCUCUAAACGGCAACAGCUGUAUGUUGGCUCAGACACAGGUGUUGUCCAGGUGCCUCUGCACCGCUGCAGUAUGUACGGUAAAGCUUGUGCCGAGUGCUGCUUGGCCCGAGAUCCGUACUGUGCCUGGGACGGACACACCUGCACACGCUACCUGCCAAACACAAAACGGAGGUUCCGGCGUCAGGAUGUGAGGAAUGGGGAUCCUAAUGCACUCUGCUCAGGAGACCAUCAGAAGCAGCGUGUCCUGGAGAAGAGGCUGUAUGCUGUGGAUGGAAGCAGCUCCUUCCUGGAAUGCAUCCCGAAAUCUCUACAGGCCCAGAUUACAUGGACCUAUCAGAGGCACCCGGAAAACCCACGGGAGGAGGUUCGUCUAGAUGACCGUGUCUUGCAGACCGAGCGAGGCCUGUUGCUAAGGCGAGCUGUGCGUAGAGACGGUGGCGUGUAUCAGUGUCACGCGAUGGAACAUGGAUUCACCCAAACCCUCCUCGCGAUCACGCUGGAGAUUUUGCCUUUGGCUGGCUCCGCCCCUUCAGCGCCUAUCCCUCGCAGCCCCGCCCACUCACACGCCAAUUAUGGGCAGUCCACCAAUCAAAAACUGUGGUACAGAGACUUCAUGCAGUUGGUGGAUCACCCAAACUUAAACACAGUCGACCAGAUCUGCGAACAAGUUUGGUCACGCAGGCACAGCCUAUCAGGGAAGAGUGCUCCAGAUCCAGCCAAUGAGGCGCCGGUUCACAACCCGCUGCACUCUAAAAAGUGGAAGCACCUGAAGGAAAUGAGGAAAGGGCGAAAUCGCCGAACACACGAUGGGAGACCCGCCCCAGAGCACCGCGGAGCACGGGAGAGUAGCGAGGGAUGAGAGACAGAGUAAAAAAGAGACUGAGAGACAGAAAGAAAGAGCAAAAACCACUGGAGGUGGACAGAUUCUCACACAGCAUCUCAUUCAGUGACUGUUUAUCGCCUGUUCUGCUUCUUAUUACCCCUGUGACGACACUCCACUGCCUGUUAUCAGUCUCUAUAUACUCUAUUGCUCUCAUCUCCAGUCUGAAGACUCAAUCUAGUGCCCCCACGACCCCAAUCCUGCUCCCGCCAGCAUCUAUUACUCCUGAUGGUUAUCCAGAAACCCACACCCCAUCCAUCUGAAUACUAACACAAAACUCAAGAGGUCCUAAAGUCCAAAAAAUCCCUUUGAAUCGUAACAGGAAAAGCUUUGAUCGGAAAUUGAAGACAGAAAGACGUGCAUGCACUCUUGUGGACAAACAUUGAGUAAAUCCAUGCAUACUCUUCUUUGUUUUCAUCUGGGUGUUUGUGCAACAUGUGUUCUUAGAUUAGAUUCUUCUCUCACUUUGGCCCUGAAACACAUACCUCACAGACCUUUGACUCACCAGCACCAUAUGAACAUCAUCACUCUUCUAUCACUGCUUGAAGACUUAAAACACAUUUCAAGCAAACAAAAGAUAAAAAAAAGGAGAAAAACUGUACAUUGUGAUCUGGUAGGGUUUUUCAUGUGACGGUAAUUAUAUACCUUGUGUGUGUAAAGGGUUCAGUGAGCUUUAUAUUUCUGGCAGUUCUGUAAACUAACAAAGGUGAAUUAUUUUGAGUUAUGAAGUUGUUUCAGGUGUUCUGAUUAUGUGUUGUAUGAGACUGAGAUGGACACAGCAUUAGUGUACAGGGGCAUUAUGGUAGUAUGGUCUGAGACCAGGUGAGGAAGAACUCUUUUAGACACUUUUAGGGCAAAACUUACAACUAACCUGUUAAAAUAGAAAUAAAAAGUCAGAAGAGUUAUGUAGGCUAUAUGUGUCUGUGUAAGAGAGAUUUACAUGCUUUUUAUACAGCUCUGCCAUAUAUAUUCACUGUAGAAAAAAAGUGUUCUGUGAGCAUCAUAUUAUUAUAUAUAUAAGACCACAGCUAAUGUAUUACGUAUGCUAGAUAAUGGGUUAAAUCAGGAAACACGGAUCCAAAGCCCUCUCUGAAGAGAAGAAACAAGAAAAAAGUACCCAAGAAAAAUGUCUUUAGCUCUCACUCUGACAUUUCAGAUGAAUAUUUAAUUUAACACAUUCAAAGAGUCUAGCCAAUGGGCCAUUUAUUUUUCAUUGACUCUUUCUGUCUUUUGAAAAUAGCAGUGUUGAAUUUGUCGGUAAAAUGCAUGUUUACAAACGUUCGAUGCCAAUUUUUUUUUUUUUUUUAAUGCGUUGCAAAAGCGGUAUGGGAGCGAGUCAGACAAAUUCUAUAAAUUUACCGUGGAAAUUUUUCUGCACAAAAUACCAUAGUUAGGCUACUUCAGUCAUAGUCGCUAACUUAUAACUGUGGUAACAUGAUAUCCACCGCCAGAAAAAAAGAGAAGAAAACGAAAGUUUGUACAGUAUUUUGGACUCUACGGCGGUAACUGGAUGGUGCUGGCGCAGGAGAGUCUCUUGGUCUGAGCGCCCUCUUCUGGUGUCUGUGGGUAUUUGUGGUUUCUGCUGUGUCCAGGAUGAGAGAAACGUGGCAUUGUAAAAUAAUCAAUUCUGAUUCAUUUUUAAAUGGAUGUAAGAAUGUUUUGAGCGGAACUGGCGGAUUAUCAUUUGGUAGUAUUUAUAUCAGUUUUCUAAAAGUUGUACUUAAUGGUUAUUUUUGCAUGACUUAAAACGUCUUGAUGAGCGUUUUUAUACAAUGGAAAGACCAUGUUUUAAAACUGUCCUGCAAGAUUAUCUGGUGUUUUCAGCAUAUAUUUAUGGCUCGAUAAGCUAAUGUGUUGUGGUGGUUUGUAAUGAAACUGACCUACAUGUGUAAUGUCCAUUUUGAUAGAGGAGUAUAUGAGAACAUCCUUGUGUGUAUAUUUUGAAAUCCUCUCCCUUCUUUUGAAUACAUAUUUAAAGACACAAUUCGAAAGUAAUAAUUUGGGUGGUUUAAAAGACUAUUCCAACAGCAUUUCAAACUCAUCUGAUUUUCCUGUCUUUGUGACGCUUCUCAGCUUUUGAGAGAGUGUAAGAAAAAAAGCGGGUGUAGGCAAUGUGUGUCUCAAAGUGAAAGGCUCUGUGUGUUUGUGCCAUUAAAUAUUAGGAUUUCUGUACAUUGGGGAAAAUUGUAAGUUGCAUUUUGUGGACAAGUCAAAGGUUGAAGGUAAAAGUUGACGUGAACACUGUAUUAUUCCCUGAGUAUUUUCUCUGUGGAUUGUUGCAUCAGACUGUAAAUGAUUAACACAAUAAAACAUACAGUUACUGA